Hipposideros armiger (great roundleaf bat) is the source of this 592-nucleotide messenger RNA. RefSeq names its product ATP synthase peripheral stalk subunit F6 (gene ATP5PF). Gene Ontology annotation, biological process: proton motive force-driven ATP synthesis. Gene Ontology annotation, cellular component: proton-transporting ATP synthase complex. The transcript is spliced from 4 exons. The coding region runs from base 123 to 449 and encodes 108 amino acids. Lineage: Eukaryota; Metazoa; Chordata; Mammalia; Chiroptera; Hipposideridae. Gene Ontology annotation, molecular function: proton transmembrane transporter activity. The record is from RefSeq and is a predicted model, not a curated record.
CGGCCCAUAAUGCAUUGCGAUGGCGGGUAGGCGGGUGGGGGCGGAGCCAGGGCCGGAAGUAGAACGGUGGCGGCGGUGGUGGCUCUGGCAGCUCGGGACUGAGUGCAAGUAACGGAGUCACCAUGAUUCUUCAGAGGCUCUUCAGGCUCUCCUCUGUCAUUCAGGCUGCAGUCUCAGUCCAUUUGAGGAGGAAUAUUGGUGUUACAGCAGUGGCGUUUAAUAAGGAACUUGAUCCUGUACAGAAACUCUUCGUGGACAAGAUUAGAGAAUACAGAACUAAGCGACAGUCAUCUGGAGGACCUGUGGAUACUGGCCCAGAAUAUCAGCAGGAUUUGGAGAGAGAGCUGUUUAAGCUUAAGCAGAUGUUUGGUAAAGCUGACAUGAAUGCGUUUCCUGACUUCAAAUUUGAAGAACCCAAAUUUGAAGUCAUCGAUAAACCUCCAUCCUGAAGAAAUAAUGUGAAAUUUAUCUGGUAAUUUGUCCUAAAUAAAUUGUACAACUGAUCAGAAGCAUCAGAAUAAACAUACAUUUCACAGUUGCCAAACGUUCUUUUAAUUCUGAUUCCAAAUAAAUUUCAUGAUGUUGGAUGUAU